ACUGUGGUAUCCCAGAAUACAUGUCGGACGGCAGAAGGUGACAUUACAUUUCGCAUCUGAGCUGCUGGUAUUGAAAGCGGUAACAAAUAUAUAUAAAAGGGAUCAUGUCCUCCAUAGUGAGGGCUGGGGCAGUCAUUAGAGCUGGAGCACAGCUGCUUAGACGGGGACCGCAGAGGGUCGGAGUCAGAAAUGCUGGUGGUGGUGCCCACAUUGAGGCCCAGUAUCGGCAGUUCCCACAACUGACCAAGAACCAGAACUUCCAGGCAGAGCUCCUCAGCAGCGUAAUGUGGUUCUGGAUUCUCUGGCAUUUCUGGCACGACUCUGAUGCAGUGUUUGGGCACUUUCCAUGGCCUGAUGCCUCAAAGUGGACUGAUGAAGAGUUAGGAAUCCCAGCUGAUGAUGAGGAAUGAAAAACAUUGCUUAUUAUGCCCACUGUGGCUCAGAAGAUACCCCCACCACCAUUGGACAGUCUUGUAUUUAAAUUAAUAAAUACCUUUCUGGUAAAAUAA
Polyodon spathula (Mississippi paddlefish) is the source of this 509-nucleotide messenger RNA. RefSeq names its product NADH:ubiquinone oxidoreductase subunit B2 (gene ndufb2). Lineage: Eukaryota; Metazoa; Chordata; Actinopteri; Acipenseriformes; Polyodontidae. The transcript has 4 exons. The record is from RefSeq and is a predicted model, not a curated record. The coding region runs from base 105 to 410 and encodes 101 amino acids. Gene Ontology annotation, cellular component: mitochondrial inner membrane.